AUCUUUUGAUUGGACUCUCGAUUUGUCUCUAAAUAUUAUAGUUUCUUUUUCUUUAUUUUUGUUAAGUUUUUAUGUUUAACAAAUGACUUUCGAGCAGCAUGUUUAAAAAAUAGCAGAAUAAUUUAUUGUCAUUUGUGUUUACUUAGACUCCAACCGAGCUAAGUUUGCAUCAUAUUGGCAAUGAUGAUAAAUGCGUAAUUAUACUCAAGCUUGUCCUCGAGGUUAGCAUUUAUCACAUGUAGUAACACAUACGGUGUCGCCAUUCACGCACUUUAUUUCGGAGACUUAGCGGCAAAAACAUUUGCUCAAACACUUUUUUUUUUUUUUUUUUUUUGGCGGGUAUAUUGUAACUUAUCUUACCUGGCUUCUACCCGAAUUCGCGCCAUCAUUCACAUUUCAGUGCUCCGCCACUCCGCACGUGAAAAAUUACGCCGCGAAUAAACGAAAUAAUCAUGGGCAAACGUACACGUACGGAUUCAAAUGAUUAUGAGUGCAUUGCGAGAAAAGUUAAAAAACUCGAACGCAUGUUAAUUCGUGCACGGCGUAAACGUAGUGAAGCAUUGCAGUCCGCAUUGAGGCCGACAUCUUUGCUAUAUAUUUAUUUAAUAAAAUAUAAUAUUCAUCUAAGGCUAACAUCUUUGCUUUUUUUUACUACAACGUUAGAUCGUUGCGUUUCAGACGUGCCCGACAACGAACAGGAAUCCAGUGUAAGGGUCACCCACCCCGCGCCCGUCCGGCCAACGGAAAGAUUGGCCACACCUCUUCAGAUGCGCGCAGCAGAGAGCCCAGCCGCGCCUGCUCCACCGCUGACGAGAACGUCUGCGCCUGUUUUACUUUCGACAAGCGCCGAUCCAGCCCCUACCCCACAACCAUGCGUCGCUCAGGAGGUAAACAACUCGCCAACAUCGUUGCCGCUAGGCGAGCCAGCUAUGGACGCCUCUGCUGACGCAAUGGAUCUCGACGAAGAUCUCCUUAAAAUAUUAGGGGACGACCCCUCUCAAGUCAGAGUCUACGGCAAGGAGAUCAGACCUGAUCUUGCAGUACGCUUGCAACAUAUAGCUACUAAUGGGCUAGUAAAGACUAAAGAUACACGUAAGGAACUUUUAGACAGGUACUUACCUCCUGCUAAUAGCGCCUUGAUUGAUGCACCUACCCUCAAUCCUGAGGUAAAAGCCGCCGUCCAUGAACAUGUCUUUAAGAGGGACAAAAGCAUAGAAAUACGACAGAAACAGAUUUCAUCUGCAAUUUCCGCCUUAUCAGAGAGCCUUACCUUGCUCUUGACUGAACAACCAAAGAACACAAAGCUGAUACAGCUAUUAAUGGACUCUUGUAAGAUUCUAUGUGACAGUCAGCACGCAGAAUCGUUAGUUAGGAGGAAUUUUAUUCUUCAUAACUUAAAAAAGGAGCUUAAAGACGAAUUACAAACAACAAAAAUUGACAAGUUACUCUUCAGUCAGGAACUUGCUGAAAAAAUAAAAGCCGCUAAGGCCAUAAAUAAAUCUGGAGAUGAUUUGAAAGCCACACCAUCGACCUCAGGUCUGCAGGCUAAGAAGAACAAUAAUAAUAAAGUACCCCCCAAGAAUUUAAACUGGCGAGGUCCUCCCCAGAAUUAUUACAGGCCGAAGGGUACUCAGAGGACGAAGGAGCCUGCACUGAAGAGCCGUCGCGACAACUCCUCGAGAAAAUCAUCGCAUCCGCAUCACAGGCGCAGCACCCGCCGCUAGAUAUGGUAAAGUUUGCCGGCCGCUUAGCUCACUUCAGCUAUCAGUGGUCACUUCUAACUAACGACAAAAUUAUACUCUCGUGGAUACAGGGUUAUCAAAUACCCUUUUCAAUGCCUGUCGUACAGCGUACGCCACCUGUCCCUAGGGCGUAUUCCGAUUCAGAGAUAACACAGUUCCGACAUUCUGUUAGCGACCUACUAUGCAUAGGCGCCAUUUCGGAAUGUCAGAGCUGUGAAGGCCAAUUUAUAUCCCCAGUUUUUUUGGUACCUAAACCGAACGGAAAAAUCAGAUUUAUCUUAAAUUUGAAAGAGCUAAACAAAUUUAUAAAUACAAAACAUUUUAAACUUGAAGACCUACGCACGGCCUUGAAAUUAAUAUCUAAGGAUAGCUAUAUGUGUAACCUAGAUCUCAAGGACGCGUACUUUUUAAUACCAAUACAUGGACAUUUUAAAAAGUACCUUAGAUUUACUUUCGAAAAUAAAUUAUAUCAGUUCAAUGUCUUGCCGUUCGGUUUAAACGCCGCACCUUAUGUUUUCACUAAAAUUAUGAAGCCAAUCAUCAGUCUGCUUAGAUCUUGCGGCUAUCUGUCCACCGUGUACCUUGACGAUUUGUUAUUGAUAUCUAGGUACCCUAAUACAUGUCUAGAAAAUGUAUCAGACACUAUAAACCUUUUACAAUCCCUAGGUUUCAUUGUAAACCAUGAAAAGAGUAAUUUAACGCCUCAUACGAGUUGUAAAUUUUUGGGAUUCAUCAUAGACUCAAAAAAUUUAGAGGUUACUUUACCACUGGACAAAAUUGAAAAAAUUAAAUCUGAAAUCAACAAAUUCCGUAAUUUGAAACGUUGUAAAAUUAGAGAUUUUGCUCGUCUUAUGGGUUUACUUACUUCGGCAUGCCCAGCUGUCGAAUAUGGUUGGCUUUACACCAAAGAACUAGAGCGUUGUAAAUAUUUAAAUUUAG
Cydia pomonella (codling moth) is the source of this 2681-nucleotide messenger RNA. RefSeq lists its product as uncharacterized. The record is from RefSeq and is a predicted model, not a curated record. NCBI's taxonomy places the organism in Eukaryota, Metazoa, Arthropoda, Insecta, Lepidoptera, Tortricidae.